CCGAAUGGGAGUCAUCAGUGUGUAGUUUGAGGCUGAGGCAGAAGUCAUGUUGUCCGCAGUGUUGUGUGUGUUGUAGUGUGUGGUCAUGGCCAAACAGUACGACGUGUUGUUCCGGCUGCUCAUGCUCGGAGACUCUGGGGUGGGGAAGACGUGCAUGUUGCGCAGGUUCACCGACAGUGAGUUUGACCCGUCACACAUCUCCACCAUCGGCGUCGAUUUUAAGAUGAAAACCCUAGAAAUAGAUGGACUCAAGGUGCGAGUACAGAUAUGGGACACGGCUGGUCAGGAGCGUUAUCAGACCAUUACCAAACAGUACUACAGACGAGCACAGGGUAUCAUCUUUGUGUACGACAUCACCAACCAGGCAGCCUUUCAGCACAUAGCCAAGUGGGCCAGCGAUGUGGAAGAAUAUGCACCCAACAAGGUGCAGAGGAUCCUGGUAGGAAACAAGUCUGAUGAGGAGCUGAGGAGGCAGGUGACAACGGAACAAGGAAGCAAGCUUGCAGAAACCUAUGAGAUGGAAUUCUUUGAAACCAGUGCUUCCACCAGCAAUAACGUCAGAGAGGCCUUCACUCGUCUGACGGAGCUGGUGUUGCAGGCGCACAAGAGAGACACGGACAACUUGUUGUCGUCCCUGGACGAUUAUCUAGAGAAGGCCGCUCUGGAGGGCGAGGGGAGUAAAGAUACUGACGACAACGCUCAGAGGAGUUGUGCCUGUUAGCAAAAACAGCCAUGGCUGAUACCUUAAGACAUCUGUCCCCUAUUGUGACUUGACUUCAGGCCUCCUUCACAUCCUCCUUCAUGGGUUCUGGGGCGUCUUGGACAAGGGGGUGCGUGACUGGUUUCACUUUUUGCAAGGUGGUAAAUGCAGUUAGCAGCAGCUACCAGCAGAGGGCCCAGUUUUGUGGCCCGAUCACUGAAGAGUGUGGUAGCUGUGUCUGUCCAGCAAAUCUAUCAAUGCACAUGCUCUCUUCUUUUUCCUUCAUGAAAUGUAACUUUGGACUAAACAUCCACUUCA
This is a messenger RNA of Hippoglossus stenolepis (Pacific halibut), 1018 nucleotides long. Its product is annotated as ras-related protein Rab-15. The transcript has 7 exons. The record is from RefSeq and is a predicted model, not a curated record. Lineage: Eukaryota; Metazoa; Chordata; Actinopteri; Pleuronectiformes; Pleuronectidae. Bases 86 to 721 code for a protein of 211 amino acids. Gene Ontology annotation, molecular function: GTPase activity; GTP binding.